AUGAGCUGCAGCUCACUCCGGCUGGAGAAACAGCUGACCUAUGAGACAUUUGUGGAGUGGACUCAUCCAAACAGGAUGAAAAAUACUGAGGUUGAUGUCAGGCUGCCUCGAUUCAAGAUGGAGGAGACAUAUGACCUGGAGAACGUCCUGACCAGCAUGGGCAUGGUGGACGCUUUUGAUGUCAUGAAGAGCGACUUCUCUGGAAUGUCUGAGACCAAAGAGUUGGUGCUGUCAAAAGUCACCCACAAGGCUUUUGUGGAGGUGAAUGAGGCAGGAACUGAGGCAGCUGCUGUUUCAAACAAUGAUCUGGUAGAGAGCCACGUUUAUCCACGUUUCACUGCAGAUCACCCCUUCCUGUUCUUCAUCAGACAUAACAGCACUAUGAGCAUCCUCUUUGCUGGCCGGUUCUGCUCCCCCUGA
This is a messenger RNA of Acanthochromis polyacanthus (spiny chromis), 420 nucleotides long. RefSeq names its product serpin B6-like. NCBI's taxonomy places the organism in Eukaryota, Metazoa, Chordata, Actinopteri, Pomacentridae. Gene Ontology annotation, biological process: negative regulation of endopeptidase activity. The record is from RefSeq and is a predicted model, not a curated record. Gene Ontology annotation, molecular function: serine-type endopeptidase inhibitor activity.